CUGACUAACUCGCACGGGUUCUCGCUCUCUAGUUGCUUUUUCGUAUUUUAUAUCUCACUUAAUUUCUCGUAAAAUACAAGAAGUAUGACAACAAACCUAUAUUUCAGCCUCCGAGAAUUCUAUGUACUUCCAGUAAAUAUAAACCCACGGACUUUGAAUAAAAUAUGAUCUUAAAAGGGUAUACAUAAAUGAAAACGUAUUGCAACUUAACGUCAGAGAUAAAAUAACUGUGGUGUGACGUUUUAUCACACUGCUCGGAUCCGCUAAAACUGAAUAACAUUGAUAAAACAACAGAACACCAGUACUGAAAAUGACUAUCAUUUCGAAAGUGACUGAAAACCGUUUCUGAAAAUGAAGCCUGAACUCCAGCCGAGACCUGCAGAGAGAGGGGAAAGGCCCAGGGAAAACGAAAUCGAAUGCGAAAACGUAUUGCGGCUCCCGACUGCGCAGGGAAAUGACGUUCUGGUGUGGUUGUAGAGCAGAAUACGACUGGCGAGGUAGUUAUGCUGUGGAGACAGUUGCUUCAUGCUUUUUUCACAGAAAAUGUUUGGCCAGGCUUCAUGGAUUGCUGGAGUGUUGCAGGCACUGGUACUUACACUGAUGCCUCUUGCAUCUCCUGUGCUGAGGCAAGAAGAUGAAAAUCUUUGGAGGUAUUAUGCUGCAGUUAUGCGGGUCAUGAGGAAGGUUGUCCAUCUAGUGUUCACACUUCUUCGUCCAGCAAAUAACCAAACACCAAAAGAACUCUUGUUUGCUCUUCCAAACUUUUCUGUUGCUCAGUAUAACAGGCUUGGGGAAGCUAUGAGACAUAAACUGGACAACAAUCAGCCUACUGAGGAAUAUGAUAUUACAUUGCUCUAUAUGUUGCUUCAGAAAGUGUGUGGCCUUCCAAACCAGUGGUCAACACCUGGAACACUGGAGAAUAUUCUUAAAAUAAUGAAAGACAAGCGGAAUGAACUAGCUCAUGAAGAUCUUAGGUUGACUAGCCAAGAUCUAGAAAGCCGCAUAUUAUUACUGAAAAACCUUUGUCGGCAGGCCCUAUUGAUGACUAGUCAGCAAACUGGAUGUCCACUUGAUAAUGAAAUAAGAGAGAUGGAGGAAGGAAUGGAAAAAGCAUUAAGAGAAGGGGUGCAUAUGUGGGAACCAUACAGACUAGGCCUUACUGAUCUUAGGCAACAAAAGUCCAAUAUUAUGAUAAGAGAAGGCAAAAAAGAAGUCAGAAGUCUUUCACAGAGGCUUCAUAUCCUCAAUCCAUUUGCAUGGCUAUUAGAAAGAGAAUUUUCUCAACAUACAGUAAGUGAUGUAUUUACAGAGUUAACUCUCAAGAGCCAAGAGAUAGUGGAGAUGAAAAACUUGUUAGUUACAGAAUUACCUUCAGGAGGAUUUCCUGAAACUAUCAUAAUAUGUGGCCCACCAGGUAUUGGGAAAACCAGCUUCAUGAGGUUUAUUUUACAUGACUGGCUCUCUGGUGCCCCUGAACUCCAAGGUCUUAAUGCCUUUGAUCUACUAUUACUUGUAGAGGCUCGACAUGUCAUGAGUAAUAAUGUUUGUCAGUUGCUGAGGCACGAGUUGCUGCCGCAAACCUGUAAACUUCUAGAAGAUGAUGAUGUUGUGUCAACACUGCAAGAAUUAUCUGUGCUGUGGCUCUUAGAUGGUUAUGAUGAGGCAUCAGUAAAUACUAAGCAAGUCAUAAAGGAAAUUAUAAGAAAAUUUUCAUGCUCUAAGAUAAUAAUUUCCACAAGAACUGAAUGUACAAAGGAAGUUGAAAUGGCUAUCAGUGAUUUUCAUCUAAGUCACAUAGUGUUUCAGGUUGUUGGGUUUUCCACAAACAACAUUAAGGCAUGUGCUAAGAAACUUUUGAAUUUAUAUAUAACCAGAGAAAAUUUGCAGAAAGAAAAUCUAGAAUUGUUUUUGGGUUUUCUAGAUAGACAUAAUUUUGAAAUGAAAGGUAUUUUUAGGGUUCCAUUAUUCCUAACAAUUUUAGCAUUAUUAUGGAGUGACAAUGCUUCUGAAAUAUCAAAGGCUACAACUUCUACAAAGAUCUUGAUGGUUCUUGUGGAUCAUAUAGUCAAGAAAAUGAUCACCAGACAACCAUUUAAGAGAUCAGGUCUAAGUGACAGAAAUCUGAAAAGGAGAGUUGAUUCAUUCCUUGAUGAUUUAGGAUAUGCAUUGUUAAAUGAAAUGAAUUUUGAUGCCAACAGUGAAUCAAUUGAAAGGCUAGAGGAAAGAUGUGAAGAACUUGGACUACCCUUUGAAGAUACUAUGUCACCAUUUUUCACUUUUGUAGUAGAAUCAUCUGCAAGUGCAACAAGAGAAUCUUACUUCAUAAACCACAGGACACUGGGGGAAUUCCUCAUUGCAAGAGUGUUUUGUAAAAAGAUGAUAUCAGAGGACUGGGAUGUAUUUACUACAGUUGAGGAAUUCAAAAAAAUACAAUAUAUACACCUCCAAAAACAAAAAGAGCCAUAUAUACCUUCCAUUUUAAGGGAGAUAUAUGAGAGACAAGAACCUAAUCUCACUGUGCAUAAUCUAGUUGAUGAUAAUGAAGAAUGUUAUGAAAAUGAUGAUAUGAAACCUGAUGCUUAUGGUUAUGAAAGGGUAUUUACCAAUAUCAGUUUUUCUGAAACUCCGCUAGAUUCUUUACGAGACUAUUGUUCAAGGUUAGUUUGUUUGGUCUUGAGGUUACAGAUAUCUAUGUGUGGUCAAUUUAUCUCAGGCUAUUUGAAGAUUAAAAAUAAAAUCACCCCUAAGAGAGCAGAACAAAUAUACUAUAUUUACAGCAUGCUAAGUACUAGCGCAGAAGUAUGGCUUCAACUAAUUACAGAAAUGGAAGAAGAUGAAAUAUUCUUAAAACAAUGCGUACCUUAUCUCAGGAUUUUCCAGUGGAAUGUUGAUCUCCAAAUCCAAGCUGACCAAAAGUUACUAAGGUAUGCCACACCACAGAGUGUUUUACUACAGUCUUCAGGAGAUUGGGAGCUUAGGUGUAUGCAAGAGUAUGUGGAUGUAUUUUCCAAGGUGCCAACAGAUAUUAACAUCCACUUUCGUGACCUCUAUUACCACAAAGAACAAAAUACUGCAAAUGUGUUACAGUGUCUGAAAAUUGUUUUAGCAGAAUGUGCAAGGUGUCACCUUACCACACUUUGUUGUCCAGUGGAUAAUGCAUGUGUGACUAUCCUCAAGAAGGCUUCUUACCUCCAGGAAUUACUUGUAAAGGUCAGUACACUCCAGGAUGCGAAAGAUCUUGCAAAAGUCACAUGUGAACUGCCGCAACUUAAAUAUCUGGAAGUUGUAUUUGAUCCAGUAAUAAUGAGUGCAGAGCCAGAGACUUUGCCAACUUUUAAUGUGUUCCAGAGACAUAGAGGAUCAAAACUAAGUAACUGUAGAAAACAAAAAAAGCCCAGACUUGAAAGAAUGCUGAAUUUUGAGCUUUUGCAGUUUAUAUCUCAUAAGUGGAAACUUCCAACAGGCCACUGCAAUUAUUUUUGUGUUCAAAGAGAAGGUAGUUCACGUAACUGUAUUGGAUGUCACCACAGUCCACACAGUCUUUUUGAUACAUACAACCAUUUUCAUGCAAUAAAAUGGCAUUGUAGCUCCAUAAAAGUUUUGAAAAAGUUGUAUUUAAUUUUAAAUAAGAUUUUAUUAUUCACUAGAGGAAAAGAUCACAGCAAGAGCUUCAAUCCAUUUGCAAGGUGGAAUGACAAGGAUGGUUUGUGGUGGUACCUACUGGUCCUCCAUGUGACUCGUGGUUUAAUGCAAGAACACAAGGAGAGCAUUGCAUUGCAUAUCAGACUUUUAAAGUUCACCCAUACUUUUGCAAACAAAGUCAAAACAGUGCCUAUCAAAUUAGUGUUCCCUGAAUCCUUUACCUUUGAUCCAGUAAAGUUUGGAGCUGCAGUGGCUAAGCUUUGUCCAAACCCACAAGGUGUAGUCAUUGCAGGGAAUACACAACAAUUGCACUGUUUUCAGACAUCAUUGAUUAUGUGCUGGAUAUAUUUUUCAGUGGCAAUUGUUGAUGAGAUUCAUUUAGUUAUGUUUGAUAAGGAUUCUAAAGACUAUAGAAUAGAUCACCUGCUCAAUAUAUUUCAUAUAAUGAGAAAAUAUGCACCCUCUAUAAAUUUUAGGACAAUGGCAUUUGGAAAAGGAACUGAUUUCACAUAAUUGAAUGUUGUACUAGACUUUUAUAACAGAAAUGAUAUUUUCUCCUACUAAGGAAAUUGAGAAAAGGAUACUGGUCACAGAAGUGCACCAAAAACCUAUCUGAUCAAAAUUUACCUGAGAGUUUCAUCACUCAGUAAGAUGUUACUUGAAAUGUUUCAGAGUGUAUAGGUCUGUGUCUAUGUCUGUGUGUGCAUGCGUGCGUGUGUGUGCGCGUGCGCGCGUGUACACGUGUGUGUGCAUGUGUGCUAUAUAUAUAUAUAAUAUAUGCACACACACACACACACACACACACACACACACACACACACACACACACACACACACACACACACACACACACACACACACACACACACACACACACACAAGGCUGCAACUUUACAGUUGAGAAGCUACAAAUAUGCUCUUAAGGGAAUUGUUGCGCAGAAUAAAAAGAUAUAUAUCAAUAUGUUUAUCAUAUACAUUUUCUGUUUCGUAUACAAUCAAAUGUUGCAAAUGAUAAUUGCAUUUCUUUAUUAUCUUUGAAAGUAUUACAUCAGAAUUUUCCUUUGUCUGUCCCAAAUCAUGAGAGGACUUCUCAGUUUUCUUGCAUGAAUUUGGAUACCCAAUGGGAAUAUGUUGAGUAAUUAUUUUAUUUUAAUGCAUUGCCGCCGGGGAAAAUGAAUAAAAAAUGGGGAAAAUGCUGUACUCAUUUUUUAUAUUUUUUGUGAAAUAUCUCUGUAUAUGGAUGGCUCUGAUAGUCCUGAUUUCACCUUUCCUUGAAUUGGUGGGAAAAAACGUAUUCUUACUAGUGCUAUAAAUAUAGAUGGUGUUAUUUGUAACAGCAAAUUAGGAUAAUGUUAAAUAUUUUCGUAAAUCGAUGAAAAGGGUGAACAGGCGAGACAGGCAGUAGUCGUACUUGGCUCACUGGUGACUUAGUACAAGUGUAGCCAUCUAUGUGUAAAAACAAUCAAACAGGUAUAGAGUAUAAUUAAAGAUAUAAUGCUAUAAAGAGUUUGAAAUCAUAUCCAGAGAUGACAGAAAAGCUCCUUGAUAUGAUGUACAAAGAAUUUGCAGCAAAACUGAACAUCUUUGAUGCUGUUGCUGUAACAUGGCACUGUGAUAGAUUAUGUUCUCAUGGUGGUACAUUGACACAAUUUUUAUGUGCAUUCCAAAUGUAUCAUUAUUCAGUGCCUAUUGUACACCACUAUAUAUAAUGACUUUAGAAAAUAGUAGAACAUGGGAUAUAUAUUUGUGGAUAUUUUACUUUUGUAGGAAGUGUAUAUACUGUACAUGUGCACAUUGUAUUUGCUACUAUGGUGCUACUUCAUACCAUUGAGUGUGAAAUAAAGAUUAAAUUAAACUUAAUGUACCACUUAUA
This is a messenger RNA of Penaeus indicus, 5515 nucleotides long. RefSeq lists its product as uncharacterized. The transcript is spliced from 2 exons. Bases 526 to 4155 code for a protein of 1209 amino acids. The record is from RefSeq and is a predicted model, not a curated record. Lineage: Eukaryota; Metazoa; Arthropoda; Malacostraca; Decapoda; Penaeidae.